Messenger RNA from Onychostoma macrolepis, 838 nucleotides. RefSeq names its product CD209 antigen-like protein E. The transcript has 5 exons. NCBI's taxonomy places the organism in Eukaryota, Metazoa, Chordata, Actinopteri, Cypriniformes, Cyprinidae. Gene Ontology annotation, cellular component: external side of plasma membrane. Gene Ontology annotation, biological process: biological process involved in interspecies interaction between organisms. The record is from RefSeq and is a predicted model, not a curated record. Gene Ontology annotation, molecular function: fucose binding; D-mannose binding. Bases 160 to 624 code for a protein of 154 amino acids.
UUUUUCAUGCGCCACAAUCCAGUCCAUCAGGUGGCAGUAAUGCAGCUAAAUCUGGCUGCCAACCGCCAAUCAAAUCAAAGCGCGGGAGAACAGAUUUCAAAUGCGAAACGGACGGAGACCAGGCCUAAAGGAUAACAGCAAACUGUUUUUAGAGGAGGAAUGAGAUAUUUGGUGCUGAUCACUGUGUGUCUUGGGAUCAUUUGUCUUCUUCUGAUUGCUGCCAUCAUCCUGCAGCAUUUUCUGGCCGCUAAUAAGCGAGGAUAUCUGUGGGGUCCAGAUGGCUUGUUCAUAUCCAAUGAGUUGAAGAGCUGGUCUGACAGCAGGCAAUACUGCAAGGAUCGUGGAGCUGAUCUGGUUAUUAUCAACACUGAAGAGAAGCAGAGACACAUAUCUUCAUUCAUCAAGGAAAGUGUGUGGAUCGGUUUGUCUGACAGAGAGAAUGAGGGCAACAUGAAAUGGGUGGAUAAUUCACCAAUGAAUCAAGGGUUCUGGGCUGAAGGUGAGCCAAAUAACCAUCAUGGUAAGAGCGAGGACUGUAUUGAAUUGUAUCCUUCAGAAAACAGCCUGAGCAACUGGAAUGAUCUCUCAUGCUCCGAUAAGAGAAAAGGGAUUUGUGAGAAAUAGUGUUUAUCCUGUCUUCAUGCUUGUAAUUUUUUUGUUGAAUUAUUGUCUUUUAAAUCACUGUUUAUCAUUUGUUGGUCUGAAGCGUUCCAUGUUACAGGUGACAAUCACAGUAGACUACAGAAGUCUAAAAAUAGCCCUGAUUCUGCCUAUUAUUCUGAUGUUGAGUGUCUGUAAAAUUGCUUUUGAAUUGAAUGGCUUUCUCUAUGAAUAAAAU